Molecule: messenger RNA, 1053 nt
Organism: Cyclocybe aegerita
Lineage: Eukaryota; Fungi; Basidiomycota; Agaricomycetes; Agaricales; Hemipholiotaceae
Source: the annotation of a GenBank genome assembly
AUGAAUGAAGAUGCACUCAUAUUCCAACAAUUCACAGAGCAACUUGAAGAGGAGGCAGAUGAAGAGUACUGGGAGAUGGGUGCUGCUUCACUCGGCGUCAUAGUGGGAGGUGCCGAGAUCUCACGUCAGUUACGGAAUGAACGACGUCGUGAAACCCGCCAAUAUCUUACCCGCCCUGAACUCCUGGAGAACCCCCGGAUUGCGACACCAUGGACCUCCCUUUACGACAGCAGGAGUGACCGUGCAUAUAUCACAACCAUGGGGUUCGAUGUUGCCACCUUCGAUUUCAUUCUCGAGUCGGGUUUUGUACAGACCUGGCUCUCAACACCCAUCCCCCGAACUGAUACCUCUCGUUCAGGAGAUCCACGACCAGGUGGCCGAUCUUUGGAUCCCCCAGGGGCCCUUGGCCUUGUCCUCCAUUAUCUCAGCUCCACGAUGCUCGACGUCAGCUUGCAGCAAAUCUUUGCUCUCAUCCCUGCCACAGUUGUCCGGUAUCUUGACUUCUCACUUGACAUACUUCUCGAGGUCUUGCGAAGAAUGCCAGAUGCCCGUAUCAAGUGGCUGAAGGGUGGCCCAGGUGGUGGGCAAUUCCAAGAAUACAAUGAUCUUAUCAUUGUUCGACAUCCUCGACUGAUUGGGGCCUUCGCUGCCAUCGACGGAUUGAAUCUUCCUGUCCAAACAUCGGAGGAUGAAGAUAUUGAGAAUGCUACCUACAACGGGUGGCUCUCAGAGCAUUUUGUCAGCUCAGUACUUGUGUUCUCACCGAAAGGCAAGAACAUCAAUGCUAUUGCAGUUGGCACGAUGCUAAUGUUGCUCAAGUGGGGAAAUCGAGGUCUUCAAGGAGCAUUUGGUCGUCUCCGUGUUCCACUUCCCAUUGACAAUGCAGAACGUCGAGGAAAUCUCCUUGAGAUCUGCAAUCGCCUCAAUAAUCUGCGCACAAGACGAGUGGGAAUCAAUCAGAUCCGGACUGUAUACAUGCGAUACUGGCAGGACACAGCUGAGGACAUUGAUAUCUGGCAGAACUUUGAGAAUAUGCUCUUCUCAGAUCAAUGA